AUGAUAGAACGCUCUCGAGACGAUUUAUACUCUACUGGUCCUAUCACUCCAGAUCGAAGCGAAAAAAUAAAUGCCAAAUGCAAAAUCUUAGGUUUUAUUACAGGUGAACAAUAUGACCAAUAAAAAUUUGUUCCUCUUCGAUCAUUAUUACCGAUUUCAAUUGAUAAACUUAAUUCUAUAAUAAUCAACCUUAUUUCAAGUAAUUGUUUCAAGUAAAACUAGUUAUUUUGGAAAUAGUAAAACGAGAUAAAGCAACUCCAAAUAUAAACCUAGACAAUAUAAUGAUGUUAAAGGGUGAUUUAACUAUGCCUUUUAUAUUCAGUUAUUAGAAUAAAACUACUGCUCGUUAGUGCGAGUAAAGUUUACUGAAACAAUUUUCUUUAUUAUGUAUUUCUAUUAGUUUUUAUUGUAGGCAAAUAAUUGGGAUUUCACAAAGAUAUAAUUAGAUGUGAUAGUCUACAAAACUUUCAAGAAACCUUACUGAGAAAUAUUGGCUUUGAGUAGUCAGAAUUUGAAAAAAACUGCAGAAUAAUCAAAAAAGUUUUAAACAUUGAAGAAAAUAUAGACACAAACUAUAGAAAUAAAUUUACUGAAUUGUAUCCAAUAAAUGCUCCGAAAUAUAUUUUAAACGCUCCAAAUUCAGAUUAAAUUGCUUUAAAAUUAGGCUAUUAAAAUAGAGAAGUUUAUGAAUUGCGGGAAGUGGAAAUUAUAGAAGACUUUGAAAACAAUCAUCUUCCAAAUUUAUAUGGAUACAUUAGAUAUUCAGAUAUCCUUGUUCUCUUUAUGAAGAAACAUGAUUGGACAUUUGAAAAUAUAGCAAAUAAAUUUUUCAGAUAGAGAUAAAACCUUUAACCCAAACAGAUUGAGUAAGCUUUCUUAAGAUUAUUUCACCAAAUGAUACAGGCCAUAAAAUAUAUGCAUUCUGAAGGCAUUAUUCAUAGGGAUAUAAAACCAGAAAAUAUCAUGUUCGACAAAGCUUAUCCAUAACAAGACUUAUUUGAAAUCAUCAAUAAGUCUGUAAAUUGUGUGAUGAUCGAUUUUGAUAGAUCUAUUGUUAUGGAGAGUUACAACCCUAAAAAUAAUACUCAUUAUGAAGGAACUCCCUUUUUUAGACCACCUGAAGGUGAAUAAGUAGAAUAUAAUCAAACUUAUGAUAUUUGGUAGCUAGGAUUUAUGUGGUUCGUUAUUUAAAAAGAAUUUUAUCAACUAAGAGACAAUUUAUAAUAUGAAUUAUUUAAAAGUUUGGGAAAACUUUAAGCUAAUCAACAAACACAUAAUCAUGAGAUAAAAAAGGAAGUUAAUUUAUUGGAAGAAUAGUUUGAAAAAUUGAAAGUAGAAGGUAAAUUGGGAGAAUAAAAUAUGAAAAUAGUAAAUUUGAAAAUUUAGAAAAAAAAGGAUUACAAUUCUCUAAUUGAAUAAAUUGGGCUGCAAACUUCUUUUGUUCCUUAUGACUCUUCACUUCAAGAGAUAAUCCUAAAAAUGAUUCACAUAGAUCCAUAAUAAAGAGCAACUCUUGAUGAUGUAUCAAAAGUAAUUGAGAAUUUGAUAAAAAAAAUUGAAAAAUGAUUUAAACCAAGC
This is a messenger RNA of Paramecium octaurelia, 1578 nucleotides long. NCBI's taxonomy places the organism in Eukaryota, Ciliophora, Oligohymenophorea, Peniculida, Parameciidae. The record is from the annotation of a GenBank genome assembly.